AUGUCCCUUUUUGCGUUUAGACCAUUACUAAAUAUUUUACCGUAUCGUUUAUUUUCACAAGUAUGUAUAUUACCUCAUGAAAUCGAUCGAUUUAAUGCUGCUCGAGUUCGAAUUCAAGAUUGGCCAAAUGAUACAAAAAUCAUUAGAGAAACACUUUCUACUUCACUUAACCAAUGGCGAAAUGAUAAACGUACAUCUGCUUGGCUUUGGAUUCCAAUUGAACAAGCACAUGUAAUACCAAUUGCUGCUGAAUUAGGAUUUGCUUAUCAUAAUGCUGAAGAAAGAACUGCUGUUUUAAAUCAAUGGUUAUUAACAACAAAAUCUAUGAUACCACGAUUUGCUACUCAUCAAGUUGGAGUAGGUGGUGCUGUUCUUCAUAAUAAAACAAAUGAGUUACUUAUUAUUAAAGAACGUAUUGGAAAUCGAGAAAUUUGGAAAUUACCUGGAGGAUCUACUGACCUUUCGGAAAAUAUUGCUGAUGGCGCCAUACGUGAAGUAUUUGAAGAAACUGGUAUUCACUCGAAAUUUGAAUCAAUUAUUGGAUUUCGUCAAAUACAUCGAUAUCCAGGUGGACAUGGUCGUUCCGAUAUAUAUUUUAUUUGUCGUUUAUCGACUUUAACAGAUACAAUAGACUUUGAUCGAAAUGAAGUACUCGAUUGUAAAUGGAUAAAACUUGAGGAUGCAAUUAAAGAUGAAAAUCCUAUUUUACGACGUGCUGCUAAACAAUUAUUAUUUGGUCUUAAAAAUGGUUUUGAACAAUCAAUUGAUUUUAAAUUAGAACAAAUUCCAUCGAUUGUGACAGGAUUUACUUUUGACUUUUUUACACGUCCAAUAAAUUCAAAUAAAUAA
This is a messenger RNA of Rotaria sordida, 849 nucleotides long. Lineage: Eukaryota; Metazoa; Rotifera; Eurotatoria; Philodinida; Philodinidae. The record is from the annotation of a GenBank genome assembly.